This is a messenger RNA of Daktulosphaira vitifoliae (grape phylloxera), 1990 nucleotides long. RefSeq lists its product as uncharacterized. The record is from RefSeq and is a predicted model, not a curated record. The coding region runs from base 763 to 1782 and encodes 339 amino acids. Lineage: Eukaryota; Metazoa; Arthropoda; Insecta; Hemiptera; Phylloxeridae. The transcript has 6 exons. Gene Ontology annotation, cellular component: membrane. Gene Ontology annotation, biological process: sensory perception of taste.
UGAUGCUAUGCUGAAAAAAUAUUAAACCUUAUUCAUGGUUCAUUAAACAAUGAAAUUGUAUCAAUGAUUUAAUACACAUAAUUACUUUCUACCUUACUUGGUAGUUUGGACAGUUACUAAAAUACACAAAUAUGUCGAUAAAGUCAUUUUUUUUAUCAGCUGAAUAUAUAUUUUUAUAAGAAAACUGUAUUUUUAACUAUAAUAAUGAUAAUUCAUUACAUAUUUUUAAUGUAUUAUAUUUAAAAUUGUUCAAAUGUUAUAUUUAUUCUAUUUGAUUUUAAAAAGUUGACAGUGAAUGGUUAAAUUAUUUGAAGAAGUAUAAUUAAAUAUUAUUUUGAAGAAUAGUGAUUUGUUAAAAAAAUUUAGUUCUUUUUUCAAUUUAGUAGUUUAUAUAAUAAAUAUUUGCUACAAUAAUGACAAAGGUGAUUUAAUCAUUUUAAAAAAUGAAGCAAAGAUUGUUAUCUUUAUAAACACUGAGAUACAUUUAUAUACUGAUGUGAUGGUUCAGUUAAAGUUAUGACCUUGAUAUAUAAAUUCUAUGUGUUCCAUUUAUUUCAAUAUAUUAUUUGUUCAUAGUUUAUGUUUAAAUUAUAUAAUAGCACAAAUUGAACAAUUGUUCAACAUAUGUACCAUAUAAUUAAUAUAACACUUUGUUGACUAUUAUAACUUUCUUUUUAUUGAUUAUGGGUUUUAUAGUUACACCCUUGAAAAGGAAGGUAUAUGUUUGGCUUUUAUAGUCUGUUCAAAUGAAUUAGGUAUAACAUGAUUUAUUUUUUGGAGAAAACUUUCUCUAAAUUUUCUUGGGGUGUUAAGCUUUUUGUUGAAUUCAAAUAUUUAUUUAUAUUAGGCCUUCUUUCACUAUCUUCUAACUGUGUUCUUAUCUUUUGGAGUUUUAAACAAAGGUAUUUAAUUGAAGAUUUAUUAAGAACAAUCAAAGCAAAUUUGACGGCUGUAAGUUUAAUGUUGUACUUUUUGUCUUGUACUUAUAAUAGGCAUGCAAUACAUUCAUGUUUUGCAAAAUGCCUGGCUGUUUUAUCCUGCAGUAAAAAUAUAUAUCUUAAAAUGUCAUCAGUAUGGAUCAUAGCUGGUAUGCAUAUAUUUUGGUCAAUUGUAUUUUUUGUCAAUUCAAUUGCAGCCAUUGAGCCUGCUUUCAGUCUAUUACUACAGGCUCAAGAUUUUGUCUGUUUCAUCUUCGAAAUGCAAUUCUACGUAUUAUUAAUGCUGAUAAAAUAUUCACUUGAAAUGAUAACUAAUAGGAUAUCUGAUUUUAUUCUUAUGAUUAAGGAAAACCAAGUUGGCUCAAAACUUAUUCUGCCCGACUACAUGGCUAGUUGUUUCGAAGACACAAGACUCUUGCAAAUGGAAGUUUACGAGAUUAUGGUUUCAGUUAAUAAAAUAUAUGGUUAUCAUACUUUUGCCAUAAUUAUUAAAUCAAGAAUAUUAUUUACCAUGAAUUUAUACUCUUACAUAACAAGUUCUGAUUCUAUGGAACUUUUGGAAAGUAUAGUUACAUUUCAACGAAUUGCAUUACUAUGUUACUGUAGUGAGCUGAUCAAGAGAAAUGAGAAAAAAAUCAAAAGUGUGAUAAUUGAAAUGGAUAUCAAUUUACUACCAGAGAAAUAUUAUCAUCAGACACUUUUAUUUAAUCAUCAAGUAGAAAAACUAAAUUUUGACUUUGAAGCUUGUGAAAUGUUUCCUAUUAAUUUAGAAACAUUUUUAUCAAUUGUUAUUACAACUGCAAGUUAUUUACUUUUAUUUAGCCAAUUAAAUAUAAGUUUUUAAAUUGUUUGAAUUUUAAAAAAAUUAUAGUUGUAUCUCCUGACAAUUUACUGUAGCAAGAUAUAUUUAACAUUUAAUGGCACCUUAUGCCUGAAAAUAUUUUGUUCUAAUUAAUACUAUUGUUCAGGACUUCAUUUUUAGUUUUUUAUUUCACCUUAAUUUUAGCUUAACAUUUUUAAUUAAGUAAUAUAUUGCACAUAUAUACAUUUUA